CAAAAAGAGAGAGAGAGAUUUCUGGGUUUGAAUUCUAAGGAUUCUGUAGUGUUUGUGAAGGAAGAGGCUGUUGAAGGAUGUAAAGACUCAGCAUUUUCAACGGGCUCCUCCUCAUUGACCAUCUUCUAUGCGGGAACAGUGAACGUGUAUAAUGAUAUCUCUCCUGAGAAGGCUCAGGCUAUUCACGUUCUUGGCUGGAAAUGGGCUUUCUAA
Molecule: messenger RNA, 213 nt
Organism: Camellia sinensis
Lineage: Eukaryota; Viridiplantae; Streptophyta; Magnoliopsida; Ericales; Theaceae
Source: RefSeq, a predicted model, not a curated record